AUGCGAUCGAGUAUAGCUUGCGCUCGGUGCCGACGGAGCAAGAUCAAAUGCGUCAAUGCCGGUAUUGACACCACCUGUCGUGCAUGCGAGUCGUCCGGUCGAGAAUGUGUAUAUCCCACCCCGGCCAUCGGCGUGGGCGGUGGUGCCGCCAAACGAGACAUUGCCGCCAUGGCCGAUGGGGAGGAUCGCAACGGCGAUUGGGAUAGCCCCAAGCGACAGCGCUCCCGCAAGGCCGUCGGCGUGUCCUCGUCUGCGGCCAAAGAUGCAGCCAAAGCCUCGCUGGAGGUGCUCGACUCGUCCGUGCUGACCGUCAAGGUCUGGGAGGCCGUCUUUGAUCUUUUCCAGUCGCAUUACGCCUUCAUCCUGCCCUUUCUACAUCCCGCCUCCUUCCUCGGUCAGAUUCGACAGCUCUCCGGGGGCACAUCGUCCAGUAAUGUCACCAACUCCGAAAACAACCGAGACGCCGCACAAAGUCCUCCCGCCCCCAAAACCGAACCCAACCCUCUCAUUCCUCUCGGAGUUCUGGCGCUCACGGCUCGAUUCCAUCCCCAUCUAGUUGCCUACCAUUCGCCCUCCUCCCCCGGCAACCCUUCGAAUCCUCUCGUCGCAUCCGAAUUCUAUGCGGCAGCGCUGCGCAGCCGGCUGGCCGGCGUCGAUGGCGCCAGUAUGGCGAUUCCUGACCUCACACGCGUGCAGGCGCUGCUGAUGCUCGCCCUCCACGAAUGGGGCAUGUGCCGGGGCAAGAGCGCCUGGCUAUAUGUCGGCAUGGCGAUCCGGCUGUCACAGGCCAUGGGACUGCCGUUUGAACUGGAGAAUGAGCUCUUCUCUCGCGAUGGUCCCCGCUCGCCCGCCUUCAAAGCCGAGGCAGAGCUCUUUGGCGUGCGCCGCGGUCCGGAGCCCAAGGAGCAGACGUCCGACGAUGUGAUCGCCCAGGAGACGAAGCGGCGGACUUUUUGGGCCUGCUUUAUCCUCGACCGCUGCCUCAGCAGCGGCAAAUAUCGUCCCCGCAUGAUCCGGGUCAAGGAACUCGGUAUCCAGCUGCCCAGCGACAACGCUUUCGCUUUUGGAGAGCGCGUGCGAACGUCGCGGCUGAAUGAGCCAUCCGCCCGUCGCCCGCAGAGCUUCGGCUCGCAGGGUAUGCAAAUCCCCAGCAUUCGCCAGAGUAUCGGGGGCUUCAGCGAUGACAAACUGCCCAACAAUGUCCCACCGGACAACAAGCCGUGGUCUCCGAUCUCCCGGCGAAAGGACUCGAGCGAGGAUGAGAUCGACCGAUGGGAGAUUGGGGCGGAGGAGUCGGUGUUGAGCCGGGUGAUUCGCAUCAUUCGGAUCUGGGGGAGUAUCGCCAAGUGGUCUUGUGCGGGUGGACGAAGGUAUGCAUCAUCCGCCAAUCCUCCGUUAGUAUCACCCGAAACUAACGUUGACAGAACGGAACAACUUCCUCCCUGGCAUAUCGACUCCAGGUUUUCGAAACUGCGGACGAUGCUGGGUGAGUUCCAGGAAGGACUCUCGCGCAAUCUGCAGUACUCACCUCGAAAUACCGACACACAUAUCAUGUACAAGAACAAGCUGGCAUCCUACACCGUCAUGCAUGUGGUGUAUUUUCUCUCCGUCAUUAUUCUCCACCGCGCCUACAUUCCCUUUCUUCCCGUCCGGUGCAACGAGCCGAUCGGUCCCCUGGACGAGCCACUGCUCCCCGGCGAGAGAUCAGGGGCACCAGAUGGGUUCUGGAGGGACAGUGCGCGUGAGCUGUUCCGGGCCGCCCGACAGAUGUUGGACCUGGUGGUAACCUGCCAGGAGCGCGGUGUUCUUGUUGAAAAUCCACUGGUCGGGUUUGCCAUCUACAAUGCGGCCUUUAUGGGCGUGUCUGCGUCCCACUUUCCGCACAUGGACCUGGAGGGAUCGUUGAGCUCCAAGCCCGGUGCAACGGAUGGAACGCACGGCCAGGUGCAGACUGGCAAGGCUCUCGACAUCUUGCGAGAUAUGCGGUCUCGCUUGAAGAUGGCCAAUGGAUGGUUCCGCACGCUGAACCGGCUGCACAGCUACUUUUCCAAGGUGAAGCGCGACUUCCGACGCCACUCCCGCCUGGACGCUCUUGAUCCGCAUACCAACGGAAUCCGUCCGGUACGGGAGGGCGGUACCGGCGGCGGCCUUGAGGAGUUCAAGUUGCUUGAAAAGCUGUUCUUCGACUUUGGCAGCAUCGAGGACCGGCUGCCCGAGAACAAUGCCGACGAUGACGGGGCCGACCGGGCGACCAACGUCAGUGAUGCGGGUAGCAACGCGGUCCGCAGUGACCCUGGCGAGACAACCGAGCCUACCCUCGAUGGUGCCGGCGGCCGGCGCGAGUCGUGGGUCCCCAUCAACAGCCCUGGCCUUCCUCUGCCUGGACCGGAUGCCGAGCGGCGGCCCAGCCUGCCGUUGCCUCCACGCGCCUUGCAGUCGCAGUCGCCGUAUUCGCUCCCGUCGCUGCAGCACCAUCCCGAUGGCCCUCUCUACGGCACCUCGUCGCCGAGCCUCCCGUCCCUGGCUCCUUCUGCAGGGGCACCCCCGUCGCAAUAUGGCCAAGUGCCGCCGUCGAACCGUCUCCAGCCAUUGAACUCGUGGCUCUCCCGCCAACAAGGGCCGUACUCGCAGUCGCUGCCCCCGAUCAACCAGGCAACCUCACAUGGCCUGCCACUGCUGCCCCCGCCGGGAUCCGUCAACCAUGCUGCGGCCUCGCCCCCGGUGACGGUGGACGGAUUCGAAGGUGGCGUCUCGAACGUCAUGUGGUCGACCAGCCUCGGCGGGGAUGACGUUGUCGCGUUCCUGGAGGGAUGCGACUAUGACCAGCUGUCUAGCAUGAUGCCAUCCGAGGUUGGCAUUCCUACUGGAUGGUUGAGCACUGUGUGGAGUGAAUUCUCACGGUAG
Aspergillus fischeri NRRL 181 is the source of this 2904-nucleotide messenger RNA. Its product is annotated as putative C6 transcription factor. Gene Ontology annotation, biological process: DNA-templated transcription; regulation of DNA-templated transcription. The record is from RefSeq and is a predicted model, not a curated record. Gene Ontology annotation, cellular component: nucleus. Lineage: Eukaryota; Fungi; Ascomycota; Eurotiomycetes; Eurotiales; Aspergillaceae. The transcript has a single exon. Gene Ontology annotation, molecular function: zinc ion binding; DNA-binding transcription factor activity, RNA polymerase II-specific; DNA binding. Bases 1 to 2904 code for a protein of 967 amino acids.